Molecule: messenger RNA, 4639 nt
Organism: Cyprinus carpio (common carp)
Lineage: Eukaryota; Metazoa; Chordata; Actinopteri; Cypriniformes; Cyprinidae
Product: acyl-CoA synthetase long chain family member 2
Biological process (GO): very long-chain fatty acid metabolic process; long-chain fatty acid metabolic process; long-chain fatty-acyl-CoA biosynthetic process
Cellular component (GO): endoplasmic reticulum; membrane
Molecular function (GO): arachidonate-CoA ligase activity
Source: RefSeq, a predicted model, not a curated record
UGGCGAAGCAUUGCAGAUGUUGUGCAUGUGUGUGGCAUGUCUAGUCAUGCUGAAUAAACUUGUGCUGGUGUAACACAUUCCCACAAAAUUCCAAAAUCUAAAGGUUUGUUUUGUAGUCAGGUUGGUGUUGGUAGGGGAUAUGCUUUAAAAUGACUCAUAGUUUGAGAGUAACACAUUUCUGAGCAGCACAAAAAGCCAUGACGACAAAUGUUGUGAGGUGUGUCUUCAGGAUACCAUUCUGAUAUUUAAUAUAGUGAUAUUGUGAAAUUUUGGAAUGAAGUAAAAAAUGUAUUUCCACUACAGGCUGACAUAUUUACCUUUCACUGUAUAUUACAUCAGACAUAAGGAUGCAUCACUGCUUUUCCACAUUUCUCUUCCGCUCCCAGACAGUUAAUUUGUCCGCUGUGAUGCAACACCCUCCCCAUUCCCUCUUCCCUCUCCUCUCCAAACCUUUUCAGUGUGAUUCUAUGUUCAUUUGGGAAUCACAGCCAGAGAACACCCGGGCCAUUCUCUCACUCACCCCCUCCUUUAUUCAUUAACCAUUGGAUAGGUGUCUCAUUCCCUGCCUCCUCAUUAUAUUCCCUUUCAAAUCCUCUGGAAUGCCACUUCCAGAGUCCACUUCAUGUGACAUCAUAUCCUGUGAACCUGCUAUUUCAUCGGCUGCCAGAGCUAUGCAGUUUCAGGAUUGGUUACGUUCCUUGCGUUUCACUGGAGGAGAUGGCAAGUCUGAAAUGGACAAUCUGAAGACGCUCCUUCCGUCUCUGCCCACGUCCUUCUCUCUGUCCUCUCUCUCCCUUUCUCCGUCCUCUAUCAUAGGCUUAGGAGCGCUAGCCUCUCUCACAACCUACUGGCUGGUGACCAGACCUCGACCAACCCAGCCUCCAUGUGACCUACAGGCUCAGUCCAUACCUGUGCAGGGAGAUCAGAGCUGUAGACGCUCCGCUUUACUGACGGAUGACAAUCUGCUGGAGUUUUACUAUGAGGACACAAAGACAGUGUACGACAUGUUCCAGAGAGGACUGCAGAUAGCAGGCAAUGGUCCUUGUCUUGGCUUCAGGAAUCCCGGAGAGCCCUAUCAGUGGAUCUCUUACACUGAGGUCUCAGAAAGGGCACAGGUGUUGGGAUCAGGUUUGCUGGCGAAGGGUUGCAAACCAAACCCACAGCAGUUUGUGGGCAUCUUUGCUCAAAACAGACCAGAGUGGGUCAUUGCAGAGCUGGCCUGUUACACCUUCUCUAUGGCUCUGGUGCCUCUGUACGAUACUCUUGGAUUAGAGGCUAUGGUUCACAUCCUUAACCUGGCGGAGAUCUCUAUGGUGAUCUGUGAUAAGGAGGAUAAGGCAGAAUCUCUAUCAAAAAAAAAAGAGAAUGAAUCCACCCCCCCCCUCUCCUGUCCUUUUAACCCCUUCAGCGCUGCUCUGCUGGAGAGAGGAAGGAAGUGCGGUGUGGAGAUACUACAGCUGUCACAGAUUAUGGAUCUAGGAAGAGAAAAUUUAAAGCCACCUGUGCCUCCUAAACCUCAGGACCUGGCUGUGGUGUGUUUCACCAGUGGGACCACAGGAAAGCCUAAAGGAGCCAUGAUCACUCACGGCAACAUCGCCUCCAACACCUCCUCUGUCAUCAAGAUCCUUGAGGGCUACUUUGUGAUUCGUCAGGAGGAUGUGUCCAUCUCCUAUCUGCCACUCGCUCACAUGUUUGAGCGUAUGAUCCAGGUGUCGAUGUUUUGUCAUGGAGCAAGGGUUGGUUUUUACCAGGGUGACAUCUCUCUGCUGAUGGAUGACAUAAAGACCCUGAAGCCCACCUUCUUCCCCGUGGUUCCUCGAUUACUCAACCGCAUCUAUGAUAAAAUUGUGGGCUCGGUUACGUCUCCGCUGAGGAGAGCCCUUCUUCAUUACGCCGUGAGGAGGAAACAGGCCGAGCUGAGCAGUGGAGUCGUGAGGAACAACAGCGUGUGGGACCGACUGAUCUUCAAUAAGAUACAGGCCAGUCUGGGUGGAAACCUGCGAUUCAUCCUCACUGCAUCCGCUCCGAUCUCUCCGACUGUCCUGUCCUUCCUCAGAGCCACCCUCGGCUGUCUGAUUUUCGAGGGUUAUGGACAGACGGAGUGCACUGCAGGAUGUACCUUUUCUAUGCCUGGUGACUGGAGUGCAGGUCAUGUCGGCGCUCCUUUACCCUGUGCUAUGGUGAAAUUAACCGACAUCCCUGACAUGAACUACUACGCCAAGAAUGGAGAAGGAGAGAUCUGUAUCCGGGGUCACAGCGUCUUCCGAGGGUAUCUGAAGGAUGAGGAGAGGACGGGAGAGGCGCUGGACGCUGAUGGCUGGCUUCACACUGGAGAUGUGGGACAGUGGCUGCCGAACGGGACUUUGCGCAUUGUGGACAGGAAGAAGCACAUCUUUAAGCUGUCCCAGGGCGAGUACAUUGCUCCUGAGAAGAUCGAGAACGUCUACACUCGCUGUGUUCCUGUUCUCCAGGUCUUUGUGCACGGAGAUAGUCUACAAUCUUAUCUGAUAGGAGUUGUAGUUCCAGACCCGGAGGUGUUUGUCGACUGGGCCAAAGAAAGAGGGAUCGUUGGGUCAUAUGAAGAGCUUUGUCAAAAUCCUGAUGUGAAGAAAGCCGUGCUGGAGGACAUGACGGCAGUGGGGAAGGAGGCAGGACUGAAGUCAUUUGAGCAGGUGAAGGACUUAUAUUUGCACCCUGACAUGUUUAGCGUGUCAAACGGCCUCCUCACGCCGACCCUGAAGAGCAGGCGUGUGGAUCUCAGGCGAGUCUUCAGCGAGCAGAUCGCACGGAUGUACAGGAAAUCAUCCGUAUAGACCACAUCACAUUUACAAAGCCAUUUUCUCUAAAACAGUAGAACUAACUUAAGCCAGAUGCUACUGACAGGAAACUGUUCUCCAUAAUUUAUGAUAAAUCAUCUCGAAGACUCAAGUCAUGUAGGGAUCUAGAUUGUGACAGACACUCCAUCCUAAUACAUAGUUCAGGAAUAUUUAGUUGCAUCUUCCAAGAUUUGGGAACUGAGGAACUUAUUUUAAUGAAUAGUCUUACGAUCAGCGUCUUAGAUAUUUUACAGUUUUGUAAAGAACAAUCUGUAUGAAUUGUAAUGCUUUGUUUCAUUUGUUGUGUCGACAGAUGAAAUGACUGUUGGACAGUCUGUAAAUGAGUGUUUUCAAAUGUAAAUGUUUGACUAAUUGCAGCUGAUAGAGAUUUUACUGUAUUUUACUGACUGAUGCCUUAUUACAGUUUUUCUUUUUCAUACCAAUCACAGCUCUAACUGUUGUUGAAGCACAGAUCUGAUUGGUUCAUGUGGAUGUCACUCAGGAAACUUUGUACUAUGGUGAAAGGCAUUAGGAUGUUGAUCUGUUGCUUACAAGAAAACCUUACUGGUUCAUUCCAGAGUAAAUCACAAUCCUGCCCAGACUACAAUACGUGCACUAGACGUCAUUUUGGAUGAAAAAGGCGAGAUAAAUGAGUUGAUUUCAAUUAAAAUCAAGAAUUUUCAGACACUGAAUAUCCACAACCAAUUUACUGUAAGAAUGUUUGACAGGUUAACACAACAGCAAACAAUUUGUUUAAAGGAAAACAAUUUUACAGACGAAAAAUGCACACAUUUUUGGGAAUCGUAAGGCUGUGGUCCAGAAAAUUCUGUGGUUUUCGAUUAUUUCAGAAGUCAAACAUGCAUUUAUUUUAAAAGCAAAGCAGUAAAAACGUUGUAUAAUGCUUACAUUAAGUUGCUUGGUAGAGAAAGGCACUGAAUUUGCUUACACUGGACUAUAGUGAACAACAUUUUAAAUAAUGUCAAACCGAACCAAUAAUCUUUUGUUUAUACAAUUAAGGCUUUUCCAGUUUAAAAACUUCACUACAUCGUGAUUGUCAGUAACUGAUGCUAUUCACAUCAACGAGAUGAAAAUGUGUGGCUUAAAUAAUUGGCCCUUGUGUAUUAUGGCUGUAAGACUACUGGUUAAUGUAUAUAAACCGGUCUUUCCUUCAUUACAAACACAAUGAGCACAAACACAGGUCAGACACAAAAACUGUAAAAUGUUUCACGUGUGUCAGUAGAGGGAGGCAGAGUAUCAUUUAGAUGCAUGUAUUUCAUCACAGAAUCCACACCAGACUAACAUGAUUUCUGUUACCUGACGAUCGCACUGUAACAUUUUUCCAACAAUUCUCUGCACUAUUCCAGUGUUACACUGUUUUCUGAAGAUACUGUAAAAGCAUAAAAAAGCUAAAGAACAUACUAUUGUAGUGUUUGAAUGCUACAGAAAACAUAAAAUGUAUAAAAAACUAAGCUUUAGCGUAUUAUGGUUUGAAUAUUAAUUUAGCCUGUGGUCAAUGGGAAAGCUUUAGGAUACACAUGUAAAUGAUCUGUUAAAAAUUCAAUUGUUGGUCAGUUAUAGUGACUGUAAUAACGAAAAGAAAAGACAAGACUAGAAAAACCAAAACACAGGAAGUCUGAUCAACAGAAAGUGACUGGAAAAAAAGAAAAGGUAAUUAAUUCCAGCUGAGAAUCUAAACUUCACGUUAAUAUGAGAAUCUGAACAUGUUUAAAAAUUCCCGUUAAAAGGUUUUACUGUAUCGUUGGUGUUUUCUGAUGGCUUCAUCUAACAACAAGAUAUUCAAAACAAGACUUCUACACCAUCAA